GUAAGUGCGUCAUCAUUGCGGGCCCAGGAGUCAGUGAGUGUGGACAGAAGAACAAGUUGUUCUCUGGCUCUGCCUGCUAGCUGCUUUAGCUUCUUUUCAGCAGGAACUAAGUUUAAAACACGGCAGCGGUGGUUUGGAGGCUCCUGUAAGGUGCUGUGUGUCAGUGAGGUUCAUUGCCAUGGCGGCUCCAGGGGGACAGGGAGGAGCAGGAGCCUUGUCCACAAGAGGAGGCAGCGGGGUCCGACGAAUGAAGUGGGCUCUGGAGCUGAGCUUGGGGGGCACCAGGAGUCGUGACCGGCAGGGCGGUCAGGGAGAUGUAGUCUACCCCAUUGGUUACUCAGAGAAACCGGUUCCUGACACCAGCAUCCAGGAGACGGACAAGAACCUGGUGGAGAAACGCUGCUGGGACGUGGCCCUCGGGCCCCUGAAGCAGAUCCCCAUGAACCUGUUCAUCAUGUACAUGUCAGGCAACACCAUCUCCAUCUUCCCCAUCAUGAUGGUCUGCAUGAUGGCCUGGAGACCCAUACAGGCGCUCAUGUCCAUGUCAGCCACGUUCAAGCUGUUAGAGAGCUCCAGUCAGCAGUGGCUGCAGGGCCUGGUCUACCUSAUCGGGAACCUUCUGGGGGCGGCGCUGGCCAUCUACAAGUGUCAGUCAAUGGGGCUCCUUCCAACACACUCGUCUGAUUGGCUGGCGUUCAUAGAACCGCCUCAGAGGAUGGAGAUCAUGGGUGGAGGAAUGGUGCUGUGAGGUGACAGUAGUGUACAAACGAUGCAACUCUCCACAGACGUUCUGACUGUACAUAAACUGGCCUGGUUGCACCACACCACCAGGCUUCCCAUCACAACAGAGAAGAAACAAAAGUUUGUCAUUUCAUAAUUUCCACAGCAGAUCUGGACUCAGAUGAUUGGAGUUAAAAUGAGCAACAUGUUCAUUCUUUUUUUUAUUGGCUUGUUUCUGCAGAAAUGUUSCUUUAAUCUGUCACGCUGAUUGCCACAUUAAUAACAUCUUUUUAUAAUCUUCAUAAAAACAAUAAAAACAGCAGAUUUUAAAGUUGCCUGUUGUUACCCUACUGUAAUCUGUCCAGAUUAGAAAUGACUUGAUGAUUUUUAUGGCUUCCAAUUCAGAGUUAGACUAAACCAUAACACAACUAACCAAAUCGUUUUGUCUAUAAAACAACGUCAGGAUGCGUAAAGGUUUUCUGAAGCGUUCAGUUCCACCUGCACCAGAGUUUUAAAAAUAUAAAUACAUUUAGUUGUUUCUCAGUUAUGGUUUCAGCAUGUUAGCCAGCAACAUUUACUCAGAUUUAAUUUAUGUCUGGUUAAUUUAUGCUGAUUUGUCAGAUGAAAAUGUUGUAUAAAAUAAAUUCUUACUGAGUGAAUUAAAAUGUUUCUAAUUGUG
Messenger RNA from Austrofundulus limnaeus, 1399 nucleotides. RefSeq names its product ER membrane protein complex subunit 4 (gene emc4). The transcript is spliced from 6 exons. Lineage: Eukaryota; Metazoa; Chordata; Actinopteri; Cyprinodontiformes; Rivulidae. The record is from RefSeq and is a predicted model, not a curated record. The coding region runs from base 179 to 748 and encodes 189 amino acids.